Molecule: messenger RNA, 539 nt
Organism: Meleagris gallopavo (turkey)
Lineage: Eukaryota; Metazoa; Chordata; Aves; Galliformes; Phasianidae
Product: interferon-induced transmembrane protein 2-like
Biological process (GO): response to interferon-alpha; negative regulation of viral genome replication; defense response to virus
Cellular component (GO): plasma membrane
Source: RefSeq, a predicted model, not a curated record
GACACAGGCACAGCAGCUGCCCUUUGGCACCAUGCAGAGCUACCCGCAGCACACCAGCAUUGACAUGCCACCCUAUGGGCAGAAUGUGAUCACUGCUGUUCCCAUCUCACCGCAGCCGCCCCCCAGGGAUUUUGUACUCUGGUCUCUCUUCAACUUCGUGCUGUGCAAUGCCUUCUGCCUGGGCCUCUGUGCACUCUCGUACUCUAUCAAGUCCAGGGAUAGGAUAAUUGCCAAGGACUUCGUUGGUGCCAGCAGCUACGGGAGGACAGCCAAGAUCUUUAAUAUCAUUGCGCUCUGUCUGGGACUCUCAGUGACCAUCCUCUCCAUCGUCCUGGUGGUUCUCUACCUUCCAAUCUACAUUGUGCAGCCCUGAUCUGGCCUGAUGAAGAGGAGCAGUGCCGUGGUCCCACUCCUUCUCCCCUCUACCCCUGCUCCCAUCAGUGUCCUGGUGCCACCCCCACUGAGGUGACUCUGUUUGAGAUGAGCCCUUGGGGUGAGCUCAAGACAAAUAAAGCUUCUUCCUCAUUCUACUUCUGCCU